AGGCAUCUUUAUCAUAACCCGCACUGAGACAACACUUGCACUAUUCUGAUUUCCCUAAGAAACUUUUUCCCUUUUUCACCUCACAAUCUCCAAAAAGUGCCACACCGUAGCAUCUCUUUACUUUUUCCUGAUCAAUGAGAGCGCAGGCUUGAAUAGAUAUGUAUCUCGCAUUCCUCUUCCAGUAGAGCACGACUAUAAGCAUCGGAUCUAUUCUCCAAAUCUGAGCUCAUUUUGUAGAUGAGACAUCUCUUUCCAUCAACUAACAGCACGUAGCCACCCCUACAUUAAAACUUCUCACCGCCGUUAUCUCAAUCAUGUGGGUCCGAAUCAACUUUAUCAAGGCGAUAACCAAAAGCAAGGUUCUGCAACCUUACUUGGUUUUUCCUUCUUUCCCCACUCUCACCGAUGUUUGAUUGAGGAGGAGAAAGAGCAAGGGAAGUAAGAUUGUUUGCAUAGACAGAGAGUAGGCAAAUGGCGAUUGAAUACGAGCCCAUCAAGGCAUGUAAUGCCGAUGAAAUGCAGGAUUGUACGCAGGACAAGCAUUUGAAGAUGAAUGGCAAUGCAGACAAAAUCGAAGAUGAUGAUGAUGAUGAUGAUAAGGAAAUGGGACAAUUGGCCCUUCAGAUCUCUGAAACAACCAUUUCCAACAAAGGUGAAGAAGGCCCCUUAACACCCAUUUCCAACUCAACCCACCUUGGCCGCCGCCAGCAACAGCCACAACAUGCGCAGCAGCGUCUUGUUUCCUUGGACGUUUUCCGGGGGCUCACCAUUGUGCUAAUGAUACUAGUAGAUGAUGUCGGUGGACUUCUACCUGCAAUCAAUCAUUCGCCAUGGAAUGGUUUAACCCUUGCAGAUUAUGUCAUGCCAUUUUUCCUCUUCAUUGUCGGUGUUUCACUAGGACUGACAUACAAGAGAUUGUCAUGCAGAGUUACUGCAACUAGAAAAGCAAUAUUGCGGGCAUUAAAGCUUCUGGUCCUAGGCCUUUUUCUACAAGGAGGCUUCUUCCAUGGGCUCAACAAUUUAACUUAUGGGGUGGAUAUUCAACAAAUGAGAUUGAUGGGUAUACUGCAGAGAAUUGCUAUAGCAUACUUAGUAGCAGCAAUCUGUGAGAUUUGGCUGAAGGGUGAUCAUCAUGUAAAAUCAGAAUUAAAUCUGCUGAGGAAGCAUCGGUUUCAGUGGGUUGCUGCAUUGGCACUUACUAUUAUAUAUAUUUCCUUGUUAUAUGGUUUAUAUGUUCCUGAUUGGGAAUAUCAGAUUCCAGUUGCAACUUCUUCCUCAGCACCAAAGUUUUUUUCAGUGAAAUGUGGAGUACGAGGUGACACUGGACCAGCUUGUAAUGUGGUUGGAAUGAUUGAUCGUAAAAUUCUGGGUAUUCAACAUUUGUACAGGAAACCAGUCUUUGAAAGAACAAAGCAAUGCAGCAUCAACUCACCUGAUUAUGGCCCAUUACCUUCUGAUGCCCCUUCAUGGUGUCAAGCCCCCUUUGAUCCUGAAGGACUCCUGAGUUCAGUGAUGGCCAUGGUUACCUGCUUGGUUGGUUUGCACUAUGGGCAUAUCAUUGUCCACUUUAAGGAUCACAGGGAUAGAAUUCGUCUCUGGUUGAUAUCAUCUUCAGGUCUUUUAGUCUUGGGGCUUGCCUUGGACUUUUUUGGAAUGCAUGUUAACAAGGCUCUUUACACAUUCAGUUACAUGUGUGUUACUGCUGGUGCUGCUGGCUUUCUCUUUGCAGGAAUUUAUCUACUGGUUGACAUCUGUGGAUAUCGACGCAUGACAUUGGUGUUGGAGUGGAUGGGGAAGCAUGCAUUGAUGAUUUACAUCCUUGCAGCCUGCAAUAUCGUGCCAAUUAUUAUACAGGGGUUCUAUUGGAAGCAGCCACAGAACAACAUUCUUAGCUUAAUUGGCAUUGGAACAUGAAGUAGCAGUUUUGUUGCAAUCCAUGGGAAUAUAGGGUAGCACUUUGCUCAACUGGAGGCUCUCUCUCUCCACUCAAAAGUAGAGUAGUAUGGUAGGUUGGACAGAAGGUUGGCUUAUAUGUUUAUGCAUAUAAAGAGCAGUUGCUGAGCUUCUCUUCUCUUCUGCGUUUCAUAUAUUUAAAGGACAACUGAAUAUCAAUAUCCAUGCCAUCUCAACUUUGUAUCACAGGGCGGAAUGCUUCAUUGUCUCUACUAAUGGGAAUUAAUCUGAUCAUCACGAGAUUAUCAUUUUGGCAUU
Messenger RNA from Theobroma cacao (cacao), 2211 nucleotides. The record is from RefSeq and is a predicted model, not a curated record. NCBI's taxonomy places the organism in Eukaryota, Viridiplantae, Streptophyta, Magnoliopsida, Malvales, Malvaceae.